AUAACCUUGUCUAGAUUUUUUACGAUGAUGAAAUUUCGACACUAUUUUUACACAAUCAGAUUUCAUGUCCUUGAGUCUGUGUAACACACAGAGAGUUGCAUUUACCACUGAGGUGGUGUUCUGGUUGAAACAUGUGUACAUACGUAGCACAUCAAUUAAACUGGCGGUCCCACGUGGUCAUCACAGACGACAACGUUCUAUCAUUCCUGAUUAAAAUGCCUUCAGCUACGUGAUACACAUACCUUGUUUCACAAUUAUUAGAAUAAAAUCCAUGCCACGCGACUAAUAGUUUAGAUAUAUCAAUCCCAAAUUCGUAAGAGGAUGGCGGUGUUGCAAAAAUGGCAGAAUACAACACGCAUUCCUUAUGAUUCUUUGAUCGGAACUUUCUUUGUCGUGGAGUGUGUAAUCGUCGGUCCCAUCAUCCUUGGAAAUCUCCUCAUCAUCAUCAGCUUGCUAAGAUUUCAUCGUCUUCGUAAACGCAUUUACAUUCUGAUUGGAAACCUUGCGGUGUCGGAUCUCCUCAUUGGUCUCGUUUUCAUUCCGUAUGACCUCGUGUUUCUUUCAAAUUUAGAACUUGCUCGUCAGAAGUAUUUUUGCUUGAUUCGCCACUCUUUGUCCGAUAUGCUUCUCGGGGCAUCCGUUAUGAAUCUUUUUGCUAUUUCGUUCGAGCGGUAUAUGGCUGUCGUGCAUCCUCUUAAGCACACCGUGAUAUGUUCCUGGCAGGCUAUAUCGAUAAUUGUCGUAGCUUCUUGGCUCUUGUCGAUACUUCUAGCCUCGCUUCCAAUUCUCGGCUGGAACCAAUGGGAAGAUAACAUUCCAUGUGAUAUUGAAUUGAUCUGGACUAAAGCAUACAAGAGUAUAAUGUUCAUAUACUUUGCUUCAUCUUUGAUUGUGAACUUUUUUAUGUAUGUCAAAGUUGUGCGAACUGCUUGGAGACAGUUCAAAACCUGCGACAAGCCGACCCGGGGACCCAGUGACCGCACUAGAAUAACCAACCGGUCCUACAGAAAGACCAAGAUCAUGAUUCUGCUGCUCGGGGCCUUCGCUAUCUGUUGGGGUCCCUAUCUGCUCCUCGUUAUAUUCGAUGCAUUAUUCCUGGAAGACAGUAACACAGUGGCAACCGUCCGGAAAUUUCUGUCAGUGAUGGGUUUGGUAAACUCGGGACUCAAUUGGAUAAUUUUUGGACUGAAAAACAAAGAUUUCCGGAAAGCCUUCGCUUAUCUGCUACGAUGUGGAAUUGGUGUGAGCGAAGACAGUCUGGCGGUAUCUAGUUCAAACACACCAGUUUAAUCCUGUUUAAACAUUUCAAUUUAUAGACGGCUCGUAUUUUGGUAUGGUGCAGUGCGAUUUGGAUGUGAAUUCCUUCUUUGAUUACAACUGCAAUACUGAAAAUACUGGACAGGUGUAUUUUGCAACUUGACUGAGUGUAGCUCGCGUUAAGAUGUCUGUCCGUUGUACGUCAUCAUACAACGUCAGUUCCUUGUACAGUUCCACCAUAUACGUGAGGAAAAGGGUCAUAUAUGGCGCCCAUUUUGAGAAGUCCUCGUGGACAAUUUAAUGUAGGUCAUUAUCUAAUAACCCAGAUCAUGUCCAUCUCAAAAGAAGUGCCAAUUUUAACACGUGACAUAGUCGAAGGUCACUGGAAGGUCGCAAAGUAGAAUAAAAGUUUUAAAAUGUCACUUUUGACCAAAAAUUUGAAACAUUUAUUGCUUCUGAAAAUACAGAACACACGCUUGCCUACCUCUCAAACUACAUGUAAUAUACACCAACAUCAACUGCAGCUUAGGUGUAAUAAAGUUAAUAGGCAAACUAUGAAAGCAAAAUAUAUGUGAAAUUGUAAACAACAUAUACUAAUAUGCCGUUUUCUUCUGAAACCAUAAAUGUGCUAAAAUCUAUGACAAUCUAGUGACUUUAAACGCUUAACAUUCAUGAUCACGAUUAUAUAUUUUUACUAUUAUAUUGACAUUAAAAGCUUUUACGGUUUUAGGUCCGUUUUGAGAUUUAAGUGAAAGUGGGGGCCGCAUAGGGCCCUUAUCCUACCUUACCCUUUGUUGGACAAUGAUUUCAACCUUUGAACUGAACUUCAGAACUUCUACGCGAUGGUUGCGAGAUGCGACGAUGUUCUAUAAUGAUGUCGUUAAAAUAUGUGUAACUUUGAGAAAAAUAAAUAAGGUAAUUAUGUUUAUUUUAAUGAAUUAGA
Molecule: messenger RNA, 2200 nt
Organism: Ostrea edulis (European flat oyster)
Lineage: Eukaryota; Metazoa; Mollusca; Bivalvia; Ostreida; Ostreidae
Product: tyramine/octopamine receptor-like
Exons: 1
Coding region: 322-1290 (322 amino acids)
Biological process (GO): G protein-coupled receptor signaling pathway
Cellular component (GO): membrane
Molecular function (GO): G protein-coupled receptor activity
Source: RefSeq, a predicted model, not a curated record